CUUAAUCUCCUCCUUGCCCACGACGUAGGGUGAUUCUUUCAUGCAUGUCGUUUCAAGUCAGUGUCUGAAGACGCUGCUCUGCUCGCCAUGUAGACUGUUAGGAGACUCUCCGAGCUCCCUCUGCGCGCAAAACAUUGGGGCGCACGACUCUGACGGAGCAUAUCUGCAGCUCAGACCCUCGGGGAGAUUUUUUGUGGCGAGAGCACGUCCAAAUGAAAAUGUAAACUGGGUGACACAUGAAUGGCUUACAUUUUCUGAGCAACAGAUUUAUUCCCACGCACGCGUCCUGGAACGCGUCCAAUUAUUAAAUCUUGUUAAUACGAUUAGAGUUUUGAAGCCUUUCCUCCACCUCGCCUUUUUUUAAUCUUUUUUUUUAUUAUUAUUUAUUUAAAUCCACCUCUGCAGAUGUUGCCUCUCUGAGCACCUUAUCAGGACUAUUUACCUUUGCGACUGUCUGCAGCCAGCAGCUCGCCACACUGUCACCGUGGCGAGGAGGGGAAAGAAGGCAUAUCAUCAUCUGCUGAUCCCAGCACCUUUUGGUUAUUAAGGGAAGCACCAGUACCUCCUUGAUCGGUUCCUCCCUCCUCCCUUCUUGCCAAUCGCCAUCCCACGACAGCCUACCCGGAGGAAAGGAGUCAGGGAGGGGAAAGCGAGGACACACCCGCACAUACUGUACCCGGUGUACAUGGCGAGGAUGCUGCAGACAACAUGAGACGUGAUUGUCGCAGCUGGUUGUUCAGCUUCUAGAUUCGAGCGUCCAGCGGGAGCAUCAACUCGCGUCCAGAUAUGAAGAUGAUGUCUGCAGUCAGAUCCUAGGUGACAUCCUGUGGCCGUCAGGUCUUUACAGUGUUGAGCCCCCUCCCUGUCCUGGCCCCCCGCCUGCAGUUCUCCAGGCUGCAGGACCCAGACUCACUGAAAAGUGCAGGCCUCCUCCCCCUGCAGAAUGACUGUUGCCACUGGCGACCCCUCUGACGAGGCGGCGGCACACCCGGGGCACCCGCAGGACUACGAUCCAGAGGCCGACCAUGAGUGCUGCGAGAGGGUGGUCAUCAACAUCUCAGGGCUGCGCUUUGAGACGCAACUCAAAACCCUCUCCCAGUUCCCAGAGACUCUGCUGGGGGACCCCAAAAAGAGGAUGCGGUACUUCGACCCCCUGAGGAAUGAGUACUUUUUCGACAGGAACAGACCCAGCUUCGAUGCCAUAUUGUAUUAUUAUCAAUCAGGAGGCCGGCUAAGACGGCCAGUGAAUGUCACCCUAGAUAUUUUCUCAGAGGAGAUUCGCUUCUAUGAGUUGGGAGAGGAGGCCAUCGAGAUGUUCAGAGAAGAUGAGGGUUUCAUCAAGGAGGAGGAGCGGCCUCUUCCCGACAACGAGUUUCAGAGACAGGUGUGGCUACUCUUCGAGUACCCAGAGAGCUCAGGUCCUGCUAGGAUUAUUGCCAUAAUCUCUGUCAUGGUCAUCCUGAUAUCUAUAGUCAGCUUCUGCUUGGAGACGCUCCCAAUUUUCCGCAACGAUGAGGACGAAAUGCACAAAGCUCACGCGGAAGUCUUUUCACCCGAGACAAACACCACCAUCAUCAGCUACACAUCCACCUACUUCACUGACCCCUUCUUCAUCCUGGAGACUCUUUGCAUCAUAUGGUUCUCCUUUGAGUUUCUGGUGCGCUUCUUCGCCUGCCCCAGCAAAGCGGGCUUUUUUGGUAAUAUAAUGAACAUCAUUGAUAUUGUUGCCAUCAUCCCUUACUUCAUCACUCUCGGCACAGAGCUAGCAGACAGGCCAGAGGAUGGUCAAGCAGGUCAGCAAGCCAUGUCCUUAGCCAUUCUCAGGGUCAUCCGGUUAGUGCGAGUCUUCAGAAUCUUCAAGCUCUCUCGUCACUCCAAGGGGCUUCAGAUUUUGGGCCAGACCCUGAAAGCCAGCAUGAGAGAGCUCGGCCUCCUCAUUUUCUUCCUCUUCAUAGGGGUCAUCCUGUUCUCCAGCGCCGUCUACUUCGCUGAAGCAGAUGAGCCAGAGUCGCAGUUUGAAAGCAUCCCGGACGCGUUUUGGUGGGCUGUGGUGUCCAUGACAACGGUCGGCUACGGCGACAUGGUCCCAACUACGAUUGGUGGCAAGAUUGUGGGCUCCCUUUGUGCCAUUGCAGGUGUGCUGACCAUCGCCUUGCCCGUGCCUGUCAUUGUGUCCAACUUUAACUACUUCUACCACCGUGAGACCGAAGGUGAAGAGCAGGCACAGUAUCUGCAGGUGAAUGUGCCCAAAGCAGACUCAGCUGAGGAGCUGAAGAAGAGCCGGAGUGGCUCCACCAUCAGUAAAUCUGACUAUAUGGAGAUCCAGGAGGCUGUGAACAACAGCAACGAGGACUUUCAGGAGGAGAACCUUAAGACGGCCAACUGCACGCUGGCCAACACAAACUAUGUAAACAUCACCAAAAUGCUCACAGACGUGUAGUCAUCGGAUGUUUUCCUCCCCGCCGCAGCGGGAAUCGUGACGCUGAGCAACCGGGUGGGACAGGCGUAGACCCUCCCACCUCACAUGUGCUGGAAAAAUCAAGGCAAUAGAAUUCAGGAUGUAGAUGUUGACUGACUGAAAAAUAUUGCAAAUAACCAUUCACACUCCUCCUGCGCUCAUCUCGUCUUCACUCUUCACAACUUGCCCUUAAAACUCCUCAUGAAUGUCAGAGUGAAAUUUCAAAAUUUUGCAUUACUGCAUGGAGGUGGCUACGUCUGUGUGGCUUUUUUAAAAAAAAAAAAAAGAAAAGAAAAAAUACUACGUUAAUUUCCAUAUCACAGCGGUAGCCAACAAUAGUGCACAAAAAGAAAAGAAAACACAGUGAGGGGAAAAAAUUGCUUUAAAAAAGAAGAAUACGCGUAACAUAAACCCUGCUUUAGAGCCCUUCGUCCCUCAUUUCCCAAGGCACACUGCUCUGCCAUGCGCUUUGUGAAGAGCCCUACUUGCGCGCUACAUAUGCUGCUUCCUGGAGCCAAUGAAACAAAACUGUCUUAUGCUUCACCGUUUAGAAAUGAAAAAAAAAGGAUGCGUAAGCAUAAAAGCAAGCCUACUCCGGCGUUGACACGGCCCGCGGGUGACUUGUGACGAGGUUGGUGGUAAAGUACACCACUUUAUUUCAAGGAUGAAUGACAGCCAUCGGCCCUAAGCUUAUGGUUUGACACCUUUUUUCCCAGUAGACAUCAGUAUCUGAUGAAUGACUGAGAAUGGCCUUGAAUUUUCACUGCUUUGGUCUUACAUGUACUGUAUGUAUUGCAAUGCAAGCUUCCCCCCUCCAUUCACCCAAACUGGUCUUACUGCAGAGCUUUGAGGACAACUUGAAUGUUUCUUCUUGUUUUGUUUGUUUUUCACACUUGCAGAACUUAUUCAUAUAGAUAGGUUAACUGUGACUUAACUGAUAGCCAAUAGAUAAGUAGGUGCUGUUAGUAAUAAACAGAGUAGAUAAUUGCAUGACAUUUUUAACAGAAUGAGAAUUUCCACUUGUUUCUCGACUGCCACUUGCUUCAUCGCACCACUGUAUAUUUGUCUGUACACUGCCUUUCGGUACAAAUCCACACUUUUAACAGGAUGCCUGCAGGUAGCUGUUACAAGAAGCUGUAUGUUAGAAGAUUUCUUAAGGAAUAGCGCUCAUAAGGCCAAAUCCUACAGUUAACUGGAUGCGGUAUCCUUGUCAAUAUUAACAUUCCACAUAGACGUCAUUGCCGUUUAAUGUUUGCCAGGUCGCUGUAAACUCAGCUGUGAAUUCUGGGCGUAAAACUCGCACUCUAGUUUUGGACAUGAAUCCCAGCCGCCGGUGUGAUAGACUUGCGGCUCCGUCUCUUUCACAGGUUUGUCACACGAUCACGUCCUCAUGAUCAAAAUAGUAAGUUUUAAGGACUCGUGUAUAGAAAAAACAAAAAACAAAACAAAAAAAAAACGCUUCCCCCCCUUUACUGCCUUUUAUCUGGGUUUACGCUACUCUCCUAGUGUUGCAUGACCUCAAAAACAUUCCUAGCAUGCAUUAAAGUGAAAAGAAGAACCUUUUAAGAUGAAAAAGCAUAAUAAUUACAAUAGACAUAUUUAUUUCUUCUAUAUAAAAUUAUAUGUAUACCAACAGAACACAUAUACAGUACACAUAUACCUUUAUCAGAGGAUUUAAGAAAAAAUCUAAAAUAGCAAUGUUUAAGAGAAAGCAAGAGCCUUUCCACAAAUGUGCAGAUCAUUGCCAUGUUUUUACUUUUAAUAAUAAUAUUAAUUGUUCUGAGCACUGUUGUUGUCCUGUUUCAGAGCCUAUUCAGAGAGCCAAAGACACACUUCGCGCUAGACGUUACAAAAGCAUUCUCUUUACUUCCUGGUGAGUUUUCAGAAAACCUGACGCGCAUCCCGGAUUUUAGACACGACUACGUUUGUUGCUCUUCAUUUCAAACUGCCUUCUGUGAAGUAGUUGUUGAAGGGGCAGGGUGUUGUUCGCAACUGUAAAAUCCAACCAGAGUCAGUAAGGAAUUGGCGUUAAAUUGGCUGGACUUUUAAGAAGUCUCCGGUGUCGAUCGGUUAAUCAAAAGUUGGCAAAAAAAAAUGUGAAUUAGGUUCUGAUUCUAGGAUUGUGUCCAGCUUAUAUUGUCCACUGUUUGCUCAGCACUGCCAAGGUAACAGUCGAAGGCAGUUACAUCAAUAUGGGAAGUGAUAAUUAGAAGCAGUGUAGCAGAUAUUGUCUAACCUAGGGGUCUCUGGGGGUCUUUUGCCUUUCUGCAUCUUUCAACAGAUGUCUUAUGUAAUUAUAAAGGCGAUGGGUUAGGAGAGGGUCUGUAGCAAGAACUGUCUCGAUGAAUUCUGUCAUGCCAGGAUGUACAUCUUAAGUCUUAGAGUUGCAUUCUGCUCACUACAGCCUCAGCCUGCAGUAGCAAAAUGUUUUAACGCCAUCGCUGCCAAUAUGUCCUCAGGAUGCCUCGUCCAACUGCCUGACAUGAGGCUUCUGAAGUCGUCUCUCUGUCCAAAGUCGUGUUCGCUUUCAUGUAUCUUGAAAAGAUUUUUAGAGAAUUUUAGUAAGCGAGCUGGAGCAGGUAUAUUUGUUUCUAUCCCAAGAGUAGCUUGAAGAUGGAUUUAGAUGUUAAUAUUGUCAGUAAGCUGACGUAGGGGCAGAUUAAAAAGUUGUUUAGCAAUAUACACAUAAUCCUUUGGGGGAGGCGUCGAUGUGGAGCACAUAUAUGGAAAAACAAAAGAGCCUUCAUGGGCCUCCGCAGUCCAACCAAGGUCUUAUCGAUCAUCAGGAGAGUAUUGGUUUGGCUGUGCACAGCGAAGAAUUGUGUGUGCGUGUGUGUGUGUGUGUGUGUGUGUGAGAGAGAGAGAGAGAGAGAGAAAACCACUGAAUGUCAGUGUCUUAGCCUCAUUGUACAGCUGCAUUUAUGCAACAGCCAUUUGCAUAACUGUCUAUGAGAAAGAAGAAAAAAAAAACACUCACUGUCUGACCAAAAAUAUUCGUCUGUGCAUGCAAAUGCAUUGCAAACCUUGUGGUCUUCAUUCCACUUCUUUGGACAGAAAUUAAUGAUAAAUGUUGCGACGUUGACAUUUAUCGGUUUCGCUUGACAUUGGCCAUGUUACCGUACCUCAGCAAAAUUCACUGUAGCGACUCAUACACACGGAGUUCACAUCGUUGUAGUUGAAUAUCUGCGAUAUUCUUCUGCGUAAAGCACAAAGACGAGUGGAAUCACCCUCAUCUGUAUAGCCGCAGAUGGAAUCUGCGCAAAGUCAAUUAAAAAUGAGGUUGUGUUGCUUAACACGGAGCGACGCAACCUCAAAAAAAAUGUCAUCUCUCACCAGCAAAUCCACUCCACGGGAACGGUGUCCAGUGGUGAAUACACUGAGAAAUCUAUGCAGAGAUUGAUUUAAGCUGGUAGUUUUGGGUGAAAAUGAAGGUUUAAGUGCGGAUUUUAUUCUUUUAUCAGGCACCAAUUCCACGCUGAUUCAUAGAGCUGGCAGAGCGUUUCAAAGGAACCGUAAAACACGUUGCAAUAUUCUGCUGCUGCACACGUUAGCUGAAUGUGAAUAUGAGCUUUCUGAACUUUGGGUUAGUUUGAAGUGCGACGUCAGCUCUUUGCAGCAACGCUCCGAUACGAAAACUCACAUGGACGGGAAACUAGAUGAUUAAUAUGCAAUCUGUGUGCAUGUGUGUGUUUGCGUUCUUUCCAUUCGAUCCCAGAGCCCGAUAGUGUGGCAUCCACUGAAACAAUAUGUACAGCUGUUCACCUCACCCCCACACCCCCGCCCCCACCCUUCCCCCACCCCACCCGUAUCAUAGAGGCCUGAAUACAUCCAUCAACGUUGGUGCAGUGGAUAAAGCAUUUUUCUUUCUGUGAAAUGAAAUGUGAGAGAAUAAUGUAAAUAAUAACCAAUGGAUGAUGGAGAAAAAAAACAAACAUGUGCUAUAUUCUGUAUGUGAAGUCUGGAUUUAAAACAUAGUAUUAUCUGCACUUUACAACAAAAAAAGGACAAUCUAUGGACGAGACAAACAUGUGGAAUUAAAAAUGCAUAUAAUCCUUCCAAAUGAUCAUAUCCCUGGAAAGUAAUAUCAAUAAUGAAGCCAAUAAUAACUCA
This is a messenger RNA of Mugil cephalus (flathead mullet), 6568 nucleotides long. Its product is annotated as potassium voltage-gated channel subfamily A member 2. The record is from RefSeq and is a predicted model, not a curated record. NCBI's taxonomy places the organism in Eukaryota, Metazoa, Chordata, Actinopteri, Mugiliformes, Mugilidae. Gene Ontology annotation, cellular component: dendrite; voltage-gated potassium channel complex; juxtaparanode region of axon. The transcript has 3 exons. Gene Ontology annotation, biological process: protein homooligomerization; potassium ion transmembrane transport. Gene Ontology annotation, molecular function: protein binding; delayed rectifier potassium channel activity. The coding region runs from base 944 to 2440 and encodes 498 amino acids.